CUAACAGCAACAGUCUACGGGUUUAUCCCCAAAAUUGGAUUUACUUUUACCCUAUCGAUCUUUGAACUCCUAAUUCUUAUAAAGCGUCCCAAAUCUCUUCGCGAAACACACAUACAUAUGUAAUCGGAAGAAAUUCAACAGAGAUGAUAUGAAGAACAACAGCAAUAACAAUAUGGUGUCGGAUAAGACUCGGGCCUUGCCAGUUGAUCCGAAUCUUCCACGGUGGGUCUGCCAGAACUGCCGUCACAGUCUCUCCAUCACCGGCGUUGAUUCUUACCCUGAUAAAUUCUUCAAUGACUCUUCCACUUACCGAUCCGGGAUGCAGGGCUCUUCGAUGCAUGGAGCAGGCAGUGUGUUAGGCACACGAAUGGAUCAAUCAUUUGUUGUAUUGCCAAAACAAAGGAACCAAUCAUCGGGUGUUCCGCCUCGUCCACGUAAUGGAGCCAUGAAUCCUGAUUCAACGCACUCUGGAAAAACCAUGGAAGAUUCAUUCGUGGUAUUACCUCCACCUGCUGCCUCUGUGUACAAAUCCGACCCUGCAGCUGAUGGAGGUGGGGCCCAUGUUCAUUCACAUGAAGGUGGAUCCAAUUCUGCUCCUACACAAUCAAACAACUCUGGUUUCCACUCAACCAUAACUGUCUUGAAACGUGCAUUUGAGAUAGCCACAACACAAACACAGGUUGAACAACCUUUAUGCCUGGAAUGCAUGAGGGUGUUAUCUGAUAAACUUGAUAAAGAGGUUGAAGAAGUGAAUAGCGACAUAAAAUCAUAUGAAGCUUGCCUUCAGCGCUUAGAGGGAGAACCUAGGAAUGUUCUUAGUGAAGCUGACUUUUUAAGGGAGAAACUAAAGAUAGAAGAAGAAGAACGUAAACUUGAAGCAGCAAUUCAAGAAACAGAAAAAGAGUGCACCGAAGUAACUGGUGAAUUGAAGGAACUCGAACUCAAAUCUAAUCGAUUCAAAGAGUUGGAAGAAAGAUAUUGGCACGAGUUCAAUAAUUUCCAAUUUCAGUUGAUAUCUCAUCAGGAAGAGAGAGAUGCAAUAUUGGCAAAAAUUGAAGUUUCACAAGCACAUUUAGAGCUUUUAAAGAGGACUAAUGUUUUGAAUGAUGCGUUUCCAAUUUGGUAUGAUGGAGAAUUUGGAACAAUCAACAAUUUCAGAUUGGGGAGACUUCCUAAAAUUCCGGUUGAGUGGGAUGAGAUAAAUGCUGCAUGGGGACAGGCUUGCCUUUUGCUUCACACAAUGGCUCAAUAUUUUAGACCAAAGUUUCAAUACCGAAUAAAAAUCCUUCCUAUGGGAAGUUACCCUCGAAUAAUGGAUAGCAGCAACAAUACCUAUGAGCUGUUUGGUCCAGUGAAUUUGUUUUGGAGCACACGAUAUGACAAGGCAAUGACAUUGUUCUUGAGCUGUCUUAAAGACUUUGCAGAAUUUGCAAACUCUAAAGAUAAAGAAAACAACAUCCCACCUGAUAAAUGUUUCAAGCUUCCUUACAAGAUUGAGAAUGACAAAGUGGAAAGCUAUUCGAUCACACAGAGCUUUAACAAACCAGAGAAUUGGACAAAAGCUUUGAAGUAUACGCUCUGUAAUUUAAAAUGGGCACUUUACUGGUUUGUUGGUAAUACAAAUUUUCAGCCAUUAUCUCAAUCUGCCCCAACUGCCCCUGCCCCUGCCCAACAUUCUGAUCUUCAUGGUUCUGGUUCUGGUUCGGGCAGUUUGUAUAGAAAGCCCAAGUCACAGCCACCGCUGCCCCUGCCCCCUAAAACAUGAUAUAUUCUGUUUUUUUUUUUUUUUCUUAUAAAAAUAUUUGUAAAUA
Molecule: messenger RNA, 1811 nt
Organism: Lactuca saligna
Lineage: Eukaryota; Viridiplantae; Streptophyta; Magnoliopsida; Asterales; Asteraceae
Source: the annotation of a GenBank genome assembly